AUGCUAGUGCUGUACAGCGCAGUGCAGGGGCAGAAGAAAGCGGUAGCAGAUCUUAUAGAAGCAGAGUUGUGGGCGCAGGAGGACGCAGAGGACAUAGCGCGGAGCCACGUAGAGCUGGUGCAGGAGAUAGUUAACUGCUUCAUAACGCUAAGCACGCACGGUAGCCUGCCCACGCCUAUAGACUGGGUGCUACAGCUACGGGCGUAUGGCAAGAAGAUCAGGGGCGAGGUGACUGCGGAGGGCACCGUUCAGUGGGUAGGAGACAUAAUCCUGCAUGGCUACACGCAGUACAGCAUGCCUGCGCUGCGCUCAAUAAUCUACGGCCUGGUGGAGACAACGCGUAGGGAACUGGAGAGGGACUUGCUGCUUCUGGACGUCGACGAGCUCGGCCAGCUCGCUGAGGGAGCGACCCCGUUGCCGACGAUCGAAUGGGACAAGAUUGUGGACAAUCCCGCCGAGCUGCGGUCUGGAUUCAACUUCUUCUAG
Messenger RNA from Ascochyta rabiei, 486 nucleotides. RefSeq lists its product as uncharacterized. The record is from RefSeq and is a predicted model, not a curated record. The transcript has a single exon. Lineage: Eukaryota; Fungi; Ascomycota; Dothideomycetes; Pleosporales; Didymellaceae. Bases 1 to 486 code for a protein of 161 amino acids.